ACUUAGUCAAAAUUGGUCCAUUUCAUUCAGCUCAGCUUCACAGUCCCAAAUCUUUUCUCUCUAGCUCGAUUUCGCUCUUCAAUUCCAGGGAAAAGCAUCUCUUUGGAACCAAUCUCGUUGUCCUCACUGCAUUUGAUGGCGCCCAAACCUGUUACCAGUCCCCUCCUCAAAUCGUGGUACCCAACUGGGGUCUCAAUGGUCGCCUCCAUGGCCUCAUCGUUGCCGCUUCCUUUGUCAUCUAUGAAGCUACAUCUUCUAGAAAAAUCCGGAGUCUGGCCAAGGAACUUACUGGAGGACCAGUAUGCCUUUGUCUUCUUGAACUCUCCAUUCCAUCAAUGUUCUUGCAUUUGCUUCUCCCAUUCUCUAUCUGCCAAUUUUUUUAUAAAACAAGAGAGAGAGAGGACUAGAAAGAAAAAGAAGAAGAAGAAGAAAUCCAUGCUCUCGCCUUUGUUUUCUUUCACUGAAAACGUAUUUUAUCUCUGCAUGAGAGCGAGAUACAAAACAAGUUGCUGUUGAGGAGCAGAGAGGCUGGCUUGCAAAAUUUUCAGAAUGUCAAAGAUUGUGCUAUUGUUUUUUAGUUUGCUUAUGUGGGUUUGUUCUACAAUAGGCUCUGUGACUUAUGACCACAAAGCCAUCAUCAUCAAUGGCCAGAGAAGAAUUUUGAUUUCUGGCUCUAUUCAUUACCCAAGAAGCACACCCCAGAUGUGGCCUGACCUCAUACAGAAGGCCAAAGAUGGAGGGUUGGAUAUUAUAGAGACAUAUGUAUUCUGGAAUGGCCAUGAACCUUCUCCUGGCAAGUAUUACUUCGAGGAAAGAUACGAUUUGGUGAGAUUUAUAAAGCUGGUUCAGCAAGCAGGCUUAUAUGUUCAUCUCCGGAUUGGUCCAUAUGCCUGUGCAGAAUGGAACUAUGGUGGAUUUCCUGUUUGGCUAAAGUUUGUUCCUGGCAUCGCCUUUAGGACAGACAAUGAACCUUUCAAGGCGGCUAUGCAAAAAUUUGUAUAUAAGAUUGUCGAUAUGAUGAAGUGGGAGAAGUUAUAUCACACCCAGGGAGGACCCAUUAUUUUGUCUCAGAUUGAGAAUGAAUAUGGACCAGUGGAAUGGGAAAUAGGUGCCCCAGGUAAAGCUUACACCAAAUGGGCUGCUCAAAUGGCAGUAGGUCUUAAUACUGGAGUCCCAUGGGUGAUGUGCAAGCAAGAGGAUGCCCCUGACCCUGUGAUUGACACCUGCAAUGGGUUUUACUGCGAAAAUUUCAAACCAAACCAGAUUUAUAAACCCAAAUUAUGGACAGAAAACUGGAGCGGUUGGUACACUGCAUUUGGUGGUCCAACUCCUUACAGGCCACCUGAGGACGUGGCCUUUUCAGUUGCAAGAUUCAUACAGAAUGGUGGUUCUCUCGUCAAUUAUUAUAUGUACCAUGGAGGAACUAACUUUGGCCGAACAUCCGGUAUUUUCAUCGCCACUAGCUAUGACUUUGAUGCUCCAAUCGAUGAAUAUGGCCUAUUAAGGGAACCGAAAUGGGGACAUCUGAGAGAUUUGCACAAAGCCAUCAAGCAAAGCGAACCUGCUUUAGUAUCGGUAGAUCCUACAAGUACAUGGCUUGGAAAAAAUCAAGAGGCUCGUGUCUUCAAGUCAAGUUCAGGGGCAUGUGCUGCGUUUCUAGCAAAUUAUGAUACAUCAGCUUUUGUAAGGGUAAACUUUUGGAAUCACCCAUACGAUCUACCACCUUGGUCCAUCAGCAUCCUUCCUGACUGCAAAACUGUAACUUUCAACACUGCAAGAAUUGGGGUUAGAAGUUAUCAGGCAAAAAUGACGCCAAUUAGUUCGUUUUGGUGGCUUUCGUACAAAGAAGAAACUGCCUCUGGUUAUGCGAAUGAUACGACAACUAAGGAUGGGUUAGUGGAGCAAGUAAGUGUCACCUGGGAUACAACUGAUUAUUUGUGGUACAUGACAGAUAUAAGGAUCGAUUCGAAUGAAGGCUUUCUAAAGAGCGGACAAUGGCCACUUCUCACUGUCAAUUCAGCAGGCCAUGUUUUGCAUGUCUUCAUAAAUGACCAACUAUCUGGAACUGUAUAUGGGAGUUUGGAGGAUCCCAGAAUAACUUUCAGUAAAUACGUUAAUCUAAAGCAAGGAGUUAACAAGCUUUCCAUGCUGAGUGUUACUGUCGGUCUUCCGAAUGUUGGCCUGCAUUAUGAUACUCGGAAUGCUGGCGUUUUAGGCCCUGUCACAUUGAAGGGUCUAAACGAGGGCACUCGAGACAUGUCAAAAUAUAAAUGGUCUUACAAGGUUGGCUUGGAAGGAGAAAUCUUGAAUCUUCAUUCUGUUAAAGGAAGUAAUUCUGUGCAAUGGACAAAAGGCUCAUGGUUGGUUCAAAAACAACCCCUUACAUGGUACAAGACCACUUUCAAUACUCCGGCUGGCAAUGAACCGUUAGCUUUAGAUAUGAGCAGCAUGAGUAAAGGUCAAAUAUGGGUUAACGGUCGGAGCAUUGGGCGCUAUUUUCCUGCAUACAUUGCAAGUGGUAACUGUAACAAAUGCAGUUAUACUGGAUUCUUUACUGAGAAAAAAUGUUUGUGGAACUGUGGUGGACCGUCUCAAAAAUGGUAUCACAUUCCUCGUGAUUGGUUAAGCCCAAACGGCAACUUAUUGAUAGUUUUUGAAGAAAUUGGUGGGAAUCCUGAAGGGAUUUCUUUGGUCAAGAGAACUGUGGCCUGAUAGUGAUAUCAUCAGGAAACUUUCUGUUGAGGCUGCCUUGCAACCAAGGGUGGAAUUUAUGCUAAACACAAUGAUGAAGAUUGUUAAUGUAGAUAGAAAUAAAUGAUAUUCUUAGGUUCAAAAUUUUGAUCCACAUUUAAAAUCAUUCUUGGAGGUCUAUGACUUUAUGUAAUUGUUGGAUCAUUUGUAAUGUUUAAAUACAAUCAAAUAAAUGUCAGUUUGAGUUAUAGUCUAACCUCGAUCAAGAGGCUAGAAA
Messenger RNA from Benincasa hispida (wax gourd), 2968 nucleotides. Its product is annotated as beta-galactosidase-like. The record is from RefSeq and is a predicted model, not a curated record. NCBI's taxonomy places the organism in Eukaryota, Viridiplantae, Streptophyta, Magnoliopsida, Cucurbitales, Cucurbitaceae. Gene Ontology annotation, molecular function: hydrolase activity, hydrolyzing O-glycosyl compounds. Gene Ontology annotation, biological process: carbohydrate metabolic process.